Messenger RNA from Episyrphus balteatus (marmalade hoverfly), 1252 nucleotides. RefSeq names its product DNA-binding protein K10 (gene fs(1)K10). The transcript has 2 exons. The coding region runs from base 179 to 1147 and encodes 322 amino acids. The record is from RefSeq and is a predicted model, not a curated record. NCBI's taxonomy places the organism in Eukaryota, Metazoa, Arthropoda, Insecta, Diptera, Syrphidae.
UAGCACUUAAAAUAAAAAUUUAUGUGUGUAGCUUCGAAGCCGACAUUUUUCAGAGAGAAAAAAAAAAAAUUGAGUAUAUUAAAAUCAAAUUCUCUAUUGCAAAUAAAAUCUAAAAAACUACGAAUUUUCAAAUUGUACAAACUCACAUCAAUCCCAAUUGAUGCUAUUUUAAUUAAACAUGGUUUCUAAGAGUGGAUAUAUGCCUACUGUCCGAAGACAAAAUCUGCCGCGAGCUGCUAAAAUGUUCAAGCAAAACUCGCCAAUGAACGGUCCCAAUGGACUCAAUGCAAUGUUCAAUGCCAGCCAAAUACCAGAUAAUCCUGGCUACAUGGACUUUAAUAAUCCAACUCCACCAAUUGCCGCCCCAAAUUCAGGUAUAAAUAAAAAAAUGACUCAUGCCACCGGUGGCCGACCACAAAGAAAUAUGAUGCCACCACCAAGAAAUAUUGGCGAACCACACCGAAAUAAUUGGUCAGUUGGUCGUAAUGGCCGUGGUGGCGCACCUAUGCGACACAAUCAUCCAAAAUUUGGUGGCGGUGGAGGAGGAAACAGACAAUUCAAUGGCAUGAACAUGCCCCGCAGACCAAUGCCACCGAUACCGCCCAUGCCAAUGCGAGGACCAAUGCCGCCAAUUCCCAUUGAUCCGAUGGCCAAUCAUUUUAAUGUCAUACCACCGAUGAUGCGUAAUAAUAUGGUUGGUGUGAGGCCAGGACCUCCGUUGCCACCAAUCCCACCGCCAAUGAUGCGGAGGUCUAGAAAUGCACCCCCUCCGCCUAUGAGACGUGGAAAUAAUGCCAUUGCACCGUCUCGUAUUAUAAAACACAGACGAAAUGGUAAACCAAUUAAAGCGGCUGCUGCCGCUGCAUCCGUUACCAAAAGUGAUGUUCCUUCUAAGAAAACAUUAAAAGAAAUUAUCAAUCAAUAUCCAUUGGAUAAGCCAUGGGUAACUGAAGAAAUUCGACAGGAACACAAUAAGAAGGAGAAUAUUGAAAACAGAUUGAAGGGCAAAAAGAAUGAUGAAUUGUUUGCCGCUUUUAAAGUACAACGCGACAAGUUCGUGGCUUUAUAUGAAGCUGCUCGUACCAAGCACUUGGAGGAUACUAAAUCAAAGGAUAAUGAGACGGAACCGGACAAAAAAAAUCGCUGAAAAUAAAAAUUUUAAAAGUUAAAAUAAAUAUAUAUACAUAUAUAUAUUAUCUAAAAGUAAACAUGCACAUUAAAUUUUAUUAAAUUUCUCUUGAAAUACCUUAAA